CUGUUCGUGUGCAACUCAUUGUUGUUUUUGUCUAAUAAAAUAUAACUGAGUUGAAAACGGAACCGUCGUUAACAAAAUGAAAUUCCACGUAUUUUUCUUUGUAUUUGCUGCACUUGUCGCUGUCACCAGCAUUAACGCGGCCAAAAUUGCUGUUGAAGAGGGCAUCGAGUGUCCCAGGAAUCAAUCGGAUACUGCGUUUGUGGUGCAAAUACCAUCGCCUAGCAACUGUGGCAUCUUCUAUAAGUGCGAUCGUGGGCGUCCAAAAGUGAAUAAGUGCCCAGAGGGCUUGCAUUAUAGCACACGCUUGAUGGCUUGUGACUACCCAUCGCGUGCCAAGUGUUCUCCAAUAUUUGCAAAAUAA
Anastrepha obliqua is the source of this 361-nucleotide messenger RNA. Its product is annotated as peritrophin-1-like. Gene Ontology annotation, cellular component: extracellular region. NCBI's taxonomy places the organism in Eukaryota, Metazoa, Arthropoda, Insecta, Diptera, Tephritidae. Gene Ontology annotation, molecular function: chitin binding. The record is from RefSeq and is a predicted model, not a curated record. The coding region runs from base 77 to 361 and encodes 94 amino acids. The transcript has 2 exons.